GACCGAGUGAGAGUUUUCUCCUGAGGAGACCUAUUGAUUGUUGGUCACAAUAAAAAAUUUCUCCUGAGUGAGGAGGAGACAGCCUGCCCUCAGCUUGGAGUUUGUUUCUGCCAUCUGGUUUUCUAGCUUCAAGAUUAUUUGUAAGUAUUUGCUCUCGGUACAGUCUUAAAGUUUCUUCCAUUUUCCUUUGCGCUUGGUUCUGUAACUCUUGAAUCUCCCCUAUCCUGCUGUCCACUUUGUAUAUGGAAACUCUGAAGUUCUGUGUUCGAUUCUUUCAACUCUAAUAUUUUUGUGUUCGAUUCUUCAUUCUUUAAUAUCACUAGUGUAUACCAAAUCUUCUUUUAAGUCCUCAUUCAUUUGCAAAUCACACUCUGACAUGUAUCCAAAAAUAAAUCAUUAAAAUCACAUAAAGAAAAGUUUCUUCACCAAGUCAGCCCGAUGACAUGAUUAGUAUGACAGUUUGCACACAAGUUUCUGAUGCUUCCAGUUUCACUACCGGUUUCUAUAUUCUUCUGCUCUCUCUCUCUCUGCAGGAACAAUGAGAACUUUAUCAGUAGCUUCCAUACUUCUCUAUGCUCUCUUGAUGCUUAGUCCACUGCAGUUAAAUGUUGCAUUGUCAACUGAGACACAAAUGUUGAUUGAGGAGGCCAACAUGAGUGGCCCUUAUUUAGGACUUGUCAUUCCAAAUUCUUAUGAAAUGGAUCCUCUUCUGCAAUCUCCAAACUUCACUUCAAGUAACCUGUUCAUAGAUUUCUCUGGGAGGAGAUUGCGAUUCGGAACAAUUGCUAAUAAGCCAGUCAUAUUGGUCAUGACAGGACUGUCAAUGAUUAAUGCAGCAAUAACUACUCAGCUAUUACUGAGCCAGUUUGAUAUAGAAGGAGUGGUGCACUAUGGCAUAGCAGGGCAUGCAAACCCAUCCCUCAAUCUUGCACAUGUGGUCAUUCCUCAGUAUUGGUCCCAUUCUGCUCUUUGGAGCUGGCAGGUUGGUGCCAGCUAAUCCCUUCCCCCACAAACCUAACUUAGCUAGCUCCAUAUUUGGCUCCUAACAGAAAAGUCAGUCUGGAGUACUAGCAAAACAUUUCUUUUUGUUUGUUUUUGCAAGACGCAUCACUAGAUGUGUUAGUUUAUGAUUUGCAGUUUAGAAGAAUGACUUUUUAAUUGUAACGAGUCGCGGUGUUCACACACACAUAUCUAUAUAGGCCCUUUAAGGGAAUGGAUCUCCAUUUUUCAAAAAAAAAAAAAGGACACUCUCUUAACCGUUAGAUUUGACUUUAAUGAAAUUAUGUGGUUGAGUAAAGUCACACAGGCCAAUCAACUUGUUAGCAAGUGGUACUUUACCACAGUGGUGAAAAAGUGUUGUGCUCUUGCAUGACGGCGUGAGUUCGAAUUAUGUCGGUGACUAAUCUAACAUCUAACUUACUAGUAAUGAUAUCACUCGACUCAAAAAAAAAAAAA
This is a messenger RNA of Malus domestica (apple), 1455 nucleotides long. The record is from RefSeq and is a predicted model, not a curated record. NCBI's taxonomy places the organism in Eukaryota, Viridiplantae, Streptophyta, Magnoliopsida, Rosales, Rosaceae.